Messenger RNA from Gigantopelta aegis, 2241 nucleotides. RefSeq lists its product as uncharacterized. The transcript has 11 exons. Lineage: Eukaryota; Metazoa; Mollusca; Gastropoda; Neomphalida; Peltospiridae. The coding region runs from base 138 to 2096 and encodes 652 amino acids. The record is from RefSeq and is a predicted model, not a curated record.
AUCGAUUUUGUUGACUGAACAACUUAGUAACGAAUGCAUCACUGACACAGCCUCUGUAAGUUGGUAUCGUCAGUAACUGUUGUGAUUCAGCCAGAAGCAGCUGCUCUCUCCAGCUUCAAGCCUGCAUCUGUCACCUGAUGGUGACCACGCAAGAACGGGUGGUUUUCGAGAUGCAUUUGUUAACAGUGUUAGCGGCGUCAGUGUUGUGGCUCACUAGCGUGUGCUGUGCUAUGUCUGAUGGCGGGUAUCGACGACUUCCACAUUCCUCGUUGACGGCGUGUUCAGCCGCCUGCAGACACGAUCAUCGAUGUGAAUCGUUCACCUUCAACCUGCGCAACCUUCAGUGUCACCUGAAUGACGUCCAGUCAGCGCAAAACGAGGCGGUCAUUGUUCCAGGAAUCAUUUCCCGUAAACCUACUCAGAAUAAUGAGGUCACCGACCCGUGCACUGUGCUAUCCUGCUCGUGUGACAUGUCCACGUGCUCAGUCUGUCGUCACUGUGAAGUGAACCCGCGGACCGGGACGCCAUUUUGUGUCGUUGAUAUAUCUGCCUGCCUGGAACCCCCGUCUGUCGAGAAUGGCGUAGUACACGGCGGAGGAAACUGCCACGUUGGAGUGACGAGAAAUUACACAUGUAACCCUGGUUACGUCGACCUCUUCAGCGGUCAGGUCGUAUGCUCUGAGGACGGCACGUGGAGUGCUGGUGUCUGUAUGAAAGUGGACAAAUGUGGCCUUGCUCUGAACAAACCGGCAACUCAGAGUUCUACCGGGAGAGACGCAGCAAGAGCAGUUGAUGGGGACACAAACACAAACGUUGCUGCCGGGUCCUGCUCAUCAACGUCGUUUGGCGUGGACACUAAAUGGUGGUUUGUUGACCUACAGACCGUGCACGUGGUCACCAGUGUGUUUCUUACCAACAGCGACGACAUUUGCGCCAACUGCCUAACCAAUAUCAGUAUCCACGUGCUGUAUGACGUCACGAAGGAGGAUACGGCCUCGACCUUGUGCGCCAAUUACCCGGGUUCUACUGGAGCCGGUGUCACAGAGCGUGUGGCUUGUGUCAGCCCGUUACACGGUCGGUACUUGAGAAUAACAGCUGACAAUGUGUAUCCAGCAUUAGUCCUGUGUGAAGUUGAUGUGUGUGGGUCGAACACACACUGCGGCUUGGCGUUAAACAGACGAACGGAUCACAGUUCAAAGUAUGUGUUCGCGACAUCUUCACCAGUUAAUGACUUGGAGUCGAUUACGUUUCGGCUAGAACAGUGCGAUUUGGCGUUGAGCGGACUAGCAGCACAAAGUCCAGUGCAUGUAUUCGCGCCGGCAACGGUUAAUGUGUCAGAGUCCGUUGAGUUUCGGCUGCAGACAUGUGGCCUCACAGCUGCUGGUUCAAACCAGUGGUGGUCUGUUGAUAUGAGGCAAACUACCUACGUUACCAGCAUUUCUAUCGAAAAUGGAGAGGACUGCUAUGGACAUUUGCUUUCUAACUUGACCAUGCACGUGCAGCAGACAGCUUCACAAGCUCUGGACGCGGACACAGUAUGCAGUGAAGCAGAAACGUUCGGCACGAACUUAACAGAGACGUUUGUCUGUCCACAGAACCUCAUUGGUCGCUACGUUAACAUCACCAAGGCAAGCACAGAACCCUUGACUCUCUGUGAAGUGGAUGUCUGUGGCGUGUCUAUGGAAGCGCUAUCAGUACCAUGUGAAGCGAAUGGCUACAUCAGAGUAGGUGGAACUUGCAUUAAGUUGCACAAUAGGGAGGUUGGUGGGGACACUGCACACUCGACUUGCAAGGCUGAGGGGGCCAGACUUCUGCAGAUUGAGAACCACUCUACUAACACAGCAAUCAAGACGUUUCUGCAAAGUGAUGCAGUUCUGAAGAUUCACAGUUACUACAUAGGUGGUCGGUGGUCCAGUAGUGACGCCUGGUUUGUUUGGGAGGAUGGCACACUAGUCGACUACGACGAUGACUGGCAGGCUGGAUACCCUAAACUCGGCGGUCGAAGAUGUGUCAUUUUAAAGCAUGAAUUUAAUUUAAAAUGGCUGGACAAUCGAUGUCUCCGUCAACACUGGUUUAUUUGUGAAGCUACACCAUGAGGUGCUAACAAAAAUUUCCUCUUUUUGUUUGUUGUUUUUUUUCGUGUGUUUUUGUUUUUGUUUGUUUGUUUGUUUGUUGUUUUUUGUGUUUGUUGUUGUUGUGUUGUUUUUUUUGUGUUUUUUUUGUUAUUGUGGGGGUUUUUUU